Molecule: messenger RNA, 2122 nt
Organism: Xyrauchen texanus (razorback sucker)
Lineage: Eukaryota; Metazoa; Chordata; Actinopteri; Cypriniformes; Catostomidae
Product: zinc-binding protein A33
Exons: 6
Coding region: 96-1523 (475 amino acids)
Molecular function (GO): zinc ion binding
Source: RefSeq, a predicted model, not a curated record
CAGGUGAAACUCUUUAACAAGUGCAAAGAUUUAGCUUGGAAUAAACACCUUGUGCAUUGCUUGGAGCAUCAGAAGACUCUAAAAAGAGCAACAUCAUGGCUUCACUGUCUCUCCACCUAAUGUGUCCAGUGUGUAUGAGUGACUUCAGUGAUCCAGUAAGUUUGCCAUGUGAACAUACUUUCUGCAGACAGUGUAUUAAAAGCUAUUUGGAAUCAAGUGCAGGUGCUAACAAAUGCCCGGAAUGUAGACAAGACUUUACCAAAGAGGACGCUAAAGGCAACAGAGCACUGAAAAAUCUUGUGGCAGCUGUACAGCAACAGCAACAGCAUCAGACAAAAGACGUUAUGAGAGAUCAACGAAAGACUGCCAGCAAUGCACUUGAAAUGCUCUGCUCUGAACAUGAAGAGCAACUCAAACUUUUCUGUGUGGAUGAUCAGAAAUUGGUUUGCCUUAUCUGCAAAGAUGGAGAGAAACAUCGCGGACACUGUUUCAAGCCUGUAAAGGAGGCAAUGAAGACCUGUGAGAAUGUGGUGGAAGGAGCAAUGACCUUUAUUUCAGAUGAAAUUAAACAAAUGGGUGACAUACUCUUGAGUCAGAUGCUUGAAAUCACAAAAUCAGAGGAAAGAGCCAAGUGUCUUGAGGAAAAGAUGCAUGCUCAAUUUAAGAAAAUGCAUGACUUCUUGAAAGAAAAGGAGGAUAUAUUGAUGAGAGAGCUCCAGAGCGCAGCAAGCAGUGCUGAAAAACAAAUGCAGCAAAAUGUGUCAUCGUUGACAGAGUUGCAAAAAAGGGGGAACAACCAGGUAUCCAUUUUGGAGACAAGACUAAAGAUAUGCCAGCCUGAGACAUUUUUAAAGUGGUGGAGUGAAGAAGGUUUGCCUCUGAUUGACGAAAUGGUACUCAAAGACAGUGAGAAUGACUCUGCCUUACAAACUAAAUUUAGGUCAAGACUUAACCGUGUUCAAGUGAUUUCUGACCACUUCACCCUUGGCCCUUAUGAAACUGAUCUGCCACUACUUGUUUGGAGAGACAUGCUAGGCCACAUUAAAUGUGAUUUAGAGGGUACAUAUACAAUAGGAAAAGACAUGAAACUGGCUAUCACAAAAGAGAACAAUAUGCAGUCUGGAUGUGAAAAGUACUUUGCCAAAUUCCAGAAGUUUCAGAAUGGUUAUAAGGACAAUUACGUGGAGGACAUACAUACUGGUCAGGUGUUCUGGGAAGUUGAUAUAGGAGUUGAACCAGGGUGGGAACAUGGACUUACAGUUCAAUGUUAUCCAAAGGAGAAAAAUGUUUCUCGUUGGCAGAGACUUUUUUCAAAAGGCUUUGAAAAAAUAUCUCUUUUAGUUAAAGAUAACAGACUGUAUGCUGUAAGGGGCAGUCAAAAAAACAUACUUGUCAACCAGGUUAUACCCAGCAGAGUUGGAGUUUAUGUAGACUGUGAGAGAUGCCUGGUUGUAUUUUGCAAUGCAGACAAUAUGUCUCUUAUUCACACAGUGUGGUGUGGAGAUAAACAGGUUUAUCUUUAAAUGAGAUUAGUUUAAUUAUUUCGUAUAGAAAUCAGUAUAAUGUUUGGAAUUAUACGUUGAAUUUAUUUAUGUAAAUAUCUGUUGAUAAAGUUUAUAGUAUAUAAAGUAUGCAAGACAUAUAUAAUGUUUGAUUAUCAUUGCGUAUUUAAGCAUUGUGAAUCUGAGAUUUGUCCUUCAUUACUGUUCUACUAAAUAUUAUAAAUAUAUUAAGUCAUUAUGUUUUUCUUAUUUUUAAAUUAUUUUUUUAUUAUUAUUAAAAAAUGUAAUUGAAAAAAAAUAUAUAUGUUGUAUAUAUAUAUUUGUUUUCGUGAUCUCAACAUAACAAAAAGUUGUUUUCAAUAAGGCUAUUAGGAGGCAACAGCUAAACGCACUGUUGCAUAAUGGAUGACUGAAUACGUCAUAACUUUGAUCAAGGACUCACUCAAGCUGAAAUAACUGUAUGUCUCUCAAUCAUUGACAACUUCCAGAUUAGUGUCAGACACCUUAGAAGAAGACUAUUAAGUGUUUGUGACGUGCUGGUGUUAAUUAAUAUGUUUGAUUGAGCCUAUGUGAAAGGUGAAAGGUGAGACAUAUUGCAUACAAUAAAUGUUACUUUUCUA